Molecule: messenger RNA, 2111 nt
Organism: Helianthus annuus (common sunflower)
Lineage: Eukaryota; Viridiplantae; Streptophyta; Magnoliopsida; Asterales; Asteraceae
Exons: 9
Coding region: 289-1980 (563 amino acids)
Cellular component (GO): membrane
Source: RefSeq, a predicted model, not a curated record
CACCACUUUCUCUCUCUAGAUCUCUCUCUCUCUCUAUAUAUAUAUAUAUAUACACACACACAGACCACAUGUCUAGCGAUCCAGUGUCUGUAUGUAUAUAUGUAUUAAAUAAAGAUUCAUCAGACUACAACAGGAACGUGAAGCAAACGUUCACCAUGUGCUUCUAGUUUCUUCUUCUUCUGCAAAAUCAGUUCUAAACUGGCACCAAUUCAUCACACUAUUAUUCUUCUAUGUCUUAUACGGACUGAGAUUUCGUUUUGUCGUCACCACCAUUACAGCACCUGAAGAAUGGAGAAGAAGAAGAAGAACUAUUUCUCACUGUUCCUCUUCAUUUUCACCUUCAGUUUUAGCUUCCUGAGCUCUGAUUCAGCUACUGCUUCACAGCAAACUGAUCAAAUCCAAUCUAUUUUAGGGGAAGAGAAUUUGGGUCAUUGGAGAGAUGGGAUCUUGAGCUCAACAGCUGAAGCCCCUGGUCCAGCUAAUGAACCAUCCGGUGAGCUUGUGUUGGCAGGUUCCAGAACAAAACGGCCCGAUAUUCUUAACCGGUUCAGACGCUAUCACGGUGGAUGGGACAUCACUGAUAAGCAUUAUUGGGCGUCGGUAGGAUCUACAGGGGCCGCUGCUUUUAUUCUAGCCAUCUUAUGGUUUGUGUUGUUCGGCUUAGCCAUGAUCGUAUAUCACUGUUGUGGAUGGAGAUUAAAUAUCAAAGGCAAAGAUUCCCGGUUUUCCCAGAUGAUAUGCUUAAUUUUACUUGUUAUCUUCACGGGUGCUGCAGCGACUGGCUGCAUUCUACUUUCGGUGGGACAGGAUGAAUUCCAUAGUGAAGCAAUAGACACGUUAAAUUACGUCGUUGACCAAUCAGACUACACCGUUCAGACACUGACUAAUGUCACGGGAUAUUUAUCACUAGCAAAAACCGUCAAUGUGGCACAGUUUUAUCUUCCUGCAGAUGUUAAAGACAGUAUUGACAAACUAAACAUCGACCUAAAUUCAGCAUCAGAUACAUUGGGUCGAAAAACGCAUCAAAGCUCACGAAAAAUAAGAACCGUCUUCGAUGCCGUGAGAUCGGCGAUGAUUACCGUUGCAAUAGUAAUGCUUCUGGUUUCAGUUUUAGGCCUCUAUUUGUCGAUUCUUGGUCAUAGGAACGCAAUCCACUUAUUCAUCAUCGGUGGAUGGUUGCUUGUUGUGGUUACAUCCAUUCUGUGUGGGGUUUUCGUAAUCCUCAACACUGCAGUUUCCGACACGUGUGUGGCAAUGGAACAGUGGGUGGAUCACGAGAAUGCCGAAACGGCCCUUAGCAAUAUUCUUCCUUGUGUUGACCAGAGGACCACAAACCAGACUUUGUAUAAAAGUAAACAGGUGAUCAACGAUCUUGGAAAUAUAGUCAACGGGUUCAUAGGUUCGUAUGCGAAUUCAUAUGGGGUGCCAUCGGGAAACACUAAUUAUUAUAAUCAAUCGGGCCCUUUGAUGCCGUACGUUUGCUCUCCGUAUGAUUCGCAGCUCCAAGAACGAAAUUGUUCAUCCGACGAGGUCUCAAUGUCAAACUCAUCUCUGGUGUGGCAAAACUACACAUGUACAGUCUCUGAAUCAGGAUUAUGCACGACUACCGGAAGAUUGACCCCCGAUAUGUACCAGCAACUCAUCGGAGCGGUAAACAUAAGUUACGCGCUCCAACACUACACGCCGCCGUUACUUAGCUUCCAGGACUGCAAUUUCGUUCGGGAAACAUUCACAACCAUCACCACCGACCACUGCCCACCGCUGCAACACCACCUUCGGAUGGUGAUCGCGGGUUUAGCUCUUAUUUCUGUAGCUGUAGUGCUGAGUCUUUUACUUUGGAUAAUAUACGCAAACCGCCCCCAAAGGGAGGAAGUGUUUGCUAAGAUCGCGUCCAAGAUUAAAAGCAAAUGCAAUGGGAAGCUUUGUCGUGAUGAUCGUACCGUCCACGUGUCAUCGACAAACCAAAUAACCGAAGUUUGAGGAAAACCUUAGAUUUCAUAAAGCUUUCCGUACACCAUUUGUCUUCAGUGAGACUUAGAAUACGUUACGCCUUACGUUACAUUUUUUAUAUUUAUAAUCUAAUCUAAACAUAACAAUAAACAAAAAUACUA